This is a messenger RNA of Macrobrachium nipponense, 2569 nucleotides long. Its product is annotated as phosphoenolpyruvate carboxykinase, cytosolic [GTP]-like. The record is from RefSeq and is a predicted model, not a curated record. Gene Ontology annotation, cellular component: cytosol. Lineage: Eukaryota; Metazoa; Arthropoda; Malacostraca; Decapoda; Palaemonidae. Gene Ontology annotation, molecular function: manganese ion binding; GTP binding; phosphoenolpyruvate carboxykinase (GTP) activity. The coding region runs from base 152 to 2125 and encodes 657 amino acids. The transcript has 3 exons. Gene Ontology annotation, biological process: response to starvation; propionate catabolic process; response to lipid.
AGCGAAGUCUCUUCAGCGUGCAGCUCCAUCAUCCUCUGACUAUGGUAACAGCGUCGUGAAGACUUCCAUCCUUCACCCCCCAAAAAACAACACCUUUUUCUCCAUCAACUUUUAAAGAGAAACUACUGAGACCAAACUCAUAGUAGUCAAGAUGGUGUUUGACAACAGCGCCAAUAACAUCAUGGAAGCCCCUAAGCUCCAGAGCGUGCUUAGCGAGGCCUACGCCGCUGCCGCUGGAAAAAGCAAGAAGAACCUUGACUUCCAAACUGAGACCAAGUCUCUGCAAGUCAGCAAUGGAAAACUUGCUAACCUCAAGCCUAAGGUGCGCAAAUUUGUGGAGGAGAGUGCUCAUCUCUGCCAGCCUGCCAACAUCCACAUCUGUGACGGCAGCGACCGAGAGAUGAGAAACCUCCUCAACAUCAUGCAACAGGCUGGAAUGAUUGAACCUCUGCCCAAAUACACCAACUGCUGGCUGGCCCGCACCGACCCCGGGGACGUUGCUCGUGUGGAGAGCAAGACGUUCGUCGUCACCAAGGACCGUCGCGAGACCAUCCCUACCCCCAAGGAAGGUGUCAAGGGCCUUCUGGGCAACUGGAUGUCACCCGAAGAUCUCAAGAAAGCCAUUCAAGAAAGAUUUCCCGGCUGCAUGGCUGGCAGAACCAUGUACGUCGUGCCCUAUUCCAUGGGACCCGUAGGUUCCCCUCUGUCAAAGAUUGGUAUUGAACUGACCGAUUCUCCUUAUGUUGUUGCUUCCAUGCGUACGAUGACCAGGAUGGGAAAAGCUGUGUUGGAUACACUUGGGGACGAGGACUUCGUCAAAUGCCUCCAUUCAGUUGGAUGUCCUCUUCCACUCAAGAAAAACCUUGUCAACAACUGGCCAUGUGAUCCUGAACGCACCAUUGUCACCCACGUUCCAGAGACAAAAGAAAUCAUCUCCUUCGGUUCAGGAUAUGGUGGAAAUUCCCUCCUGGGAAAGAAAUGCUUUGCUCUCAGAAUUGGUUCUACAAUUGCAAAGAAGGAAGGCUGGUUAGCUGAGCACAUGCUUAUUCUAGGUAUCACUAACCCCAAAGGAGUAAAGAAGUACAUUGCAGCAGCUUUCCCUUCUGCCUGUGGCAAGACCAACCUGGCCAUGAUGACACCUUCCCUACCUGGAUACAAAGUAGAAUGUGUAGGUGAUGAUAUCGCUUGGAUGAAAUUUGAUGAAGAUGGAAUCUUAAGAGCAAUCAACCCAGAAAAUGGCUUCUUUGGAGUAGCUCCAGGCACAUCAAUGCACACAAACCCUGUGGCAAUGAAGACUGUUCUUUCAAAUACAAUUUUCACUAAUGUUGCAAAGACCAGUGAUGGUGGAGUCUUCUGGGAAGGUCUAGAAAAGGAAACACCAAACAACGUCACCAUCACAUCUUGGUUAGGAGACACAAACUGGAGCAAAGAAUCUGGAAAACCUGCUGCUCAUCCCAACUCGAGAUUCUGCACUCCUGCUGGUCAAUGCCCUAUCAUAGACCCUGCGUGGGAGGAUCCAAAAGGUGUGCCCAUCUCUGCUAUCUUGUUUGGUGGAAGAAGACCUGAAGGUGUCCCUCUUAUCUACGAAGCCUUCAACUGGAGACAUGGAGUAUUGGUAGGAGCAGCUAUGAGAUCUGAGGCUACAGCAGCCGCUGAACACAAGGGUAAGGUCAUCAUGCACGAUCCAUUCGCCAUGAGACCCUUCUUUGGAUACAACUUUGGUCAUUACUUGCAGCACUGGCUAAGUAUGGAACAGAGAACAGACAAACCCCUUCCUCAGAUCUUCCAUGUCAACUGGUUCAGAAAGGACGAGAAGGGCCGUUUCAUCUGGCCUGGAUUUGGUGAGAACGUCCGUGUUCUGGACUGGAUUCUGCAGAGAGUAGAUGGAGGCGAUGUAGCCGAAGAAAGUGCUGUGGGGCUCAUCCCAAAACCUUCAUCUCUCAACAUGAAAGGCCUAGAGAAUGAGAACGUUGAUAUGGACGAGCUUUUCAGACUACCCAAAGACUUCUGGGAACAGGAGGUUAAAGACAUCUCCAAAUACUUCACUGAACAAGUUGGUGAAGACCUACCUAAUGAAAUUGGAGAAGAACUUAAGAAGCUGGACAAGAGAAUUGAAAAGCUAUAAUUCUACCGUCUGAAUUAAUGCUUUUGUUAUAACUCAGGAGUAUCAAUGGCAAAACACAAGACUGAAUAGCUACUGCAGCAUUCCAUUCUUGUACCGCAGAUUUUAAGCUACAUAUCAAAGUGGUGCUAGCUCGCCACUCUCUCGUACCACUCCUUUCCAUCACCUACCUGUUCUCCACGCUCCUUCUCCUUUCUCUAAUCUCCCUGUUUCCUUGUCACCCCGAUCCUGACUGGUUUUGUAACGGUCGUGAUUGUAUUUAUAGACAGAAAUCAUAAAUAUAUAUUUUAUAAAAAAAAAAAAUGUUAUAUUCUCGUCCAUCCUUCAAAAAUGGCUUUCCAGAUAUUUGAUAUUACUUUUGGCUAACUUUAUUUCAAAUGGAAAAAUAAAGGCGACUAUGCAGGCAAUGGUAGUGCUCUAGCAACUGAAUAGAUAGAAGUAGCUUAU